AACGCUUAUAAAACAACGUCGCGCCGCCUGCAAGCUGAAAUUGAAUCAAGUUCACAUUUCCAUUUGCCGGUGCGCACUGUUCGCAUUUUAUCCGAGUCUAAGAGAAGAUGAGUGAGGCAAGGCCUGUUCGGAGGAGAGAAAGUCCAUGGGGGAUGCCGGAGGGCGAGGAUCGCCAACCUAAGCCUCACAGAUGCAAUGACAGAGCUGAGGAUGUCAUCCAAGCUGUUUUUGAAGGGAACCCGUUUAAGACUGUUCCAGGGCCAUUCAAGCUGUUCUGGCAAUGCAUGCGCUCUAAACCUGGGGAGGAACCAACGGAGCCAUAUACAUAUUUGGAUUUGGAGCCUCCGAAGAGAGAGGUGAAACUUGAGUAAGAAUUCGACAUCAAUCCAUGAAUGUUAAAUUUUCUAUUUUGAUAUACUUGUUUCUUGUGAAUUUUAGAUGAGAACUCAAUAGAUAGAUCAUGCAGUAAAAUGGUUGAUGGGAUAGCAGUAAUAAUGAUUAGGUUGGAACAGCUUGUAAGCUUCCAAACCUUGUUGAAUAUGGCAGAAUUUUUUACAAUAUGUUUUUUUUUUUUGGUCAUGUCGGACACUAUACAACUCUUUUGCAUGCCAAUGAUUGAUGUGAUGUUGGAAUUGCGCUCA
This is a messenger RNA of Momordica charantia (bitter melon), 641 nucleotides long. Its product is annotated as hexokinase-1 protein. The record is from RefSeq and is a predicted model, not a curated record. Lineage: Eukaryota; Viridiplantae; Streptophyta; Magnoliopsida; Cucurbitales; Cucurbitaceae.